Paracoccidioides brasiliensis Pb18 is the source of this 957-nucleotide messenger RNA. RefSeq lists its product as uncharacterized. The record is from RefSeq and is a predicted model, not a curated record. The transcript has 6 exons. Bases 1 to 957 code for a protein of 318 amino acids.
AUGGGAUCUCUACAGUUGAGGAAGAUGAGGAGAGUAGCUCAGAUUCGCAAUAAGAGGGGCUUCCCCGGUACGAUAUGGCAGAGGAAGGCUACACGAUUGAGGGUCCAAGCAGCGGCCGUGUUGCCAAAGUGUAAACGGCACAAUUACGACGGCUGCUGCGGAUCUGCUUGCGUUCUGCAAACCGAUGAUGACGGCCACGCGCCAGGAUCCCCUCAUCGGCAACAACAGCGGUGCUCCUGCGGACGACUUGAGGCAGGAGGUCCGCGAGUGCCAGAAGGAGAUAAGCGUGGAAGGUUGGGAAUCCUGGCGGAGGCAGAGGUCAUUGGCGGAACGGAUAACUUGAGGAAAAACCAGCUACAGCACCUGAAGACGUUGCAAUCACUCCUUGGAGCUGUUCAGAUGACGACUGGAACAUUGAAACCCGACAAUGCUGCGGCUCUUUGGGAGAAAAUAAACACGGGAUACACUGUUCCUCUUGCUGAGGACCUAAGGAUAAUGACUACCUGGCGUAUCAGCGGAGAUUUCAUUAUCUUGCUGCAACGGUAUAAGGACCUGUCUACAGACACAGAAGACUUCCACCAUGAUAUUUUUCUCCUUGGAAAUCGAGAUAACCAGCAAGAGCUCGUCAAGACGAAGAUCAACAAAUUCUAUGCCACUGGCCAGAGGCUUAUCUCAAAUAUUGAUAAUGAUGACUUGACGAAGCAGUUGACAAAUUGUACAAACAAGACCCAAGUAUGCGGAAUGUCCGAACAUCACCUUGUAAGUGAAUGCCACCAUCCCUACGAACAAUACGACGUCCAAUUCAUCUACCAUGACGUGCGUAUGAGGGAUACGUGCUGGCACCUGUACCCUGAACUCGCAACUGAGAAAUGGCGUGAGAUGAACAAGGAUAAGAUCAUUCCAAACAACAGAAGCUCCAGUGGCUCUGGCGGGGGCCGCUGGACGCAAGAAGGAUAA